This is a messenger RNA of Bombyx mori (domestic silkworm), 1536 nucleotides long. RefSeq lists its product as uncharacterized. Lineage: Eukaryota; Metazoa; Arthropoda; Insecta; Lepidoptera; Bombycidae. The record is from RefSeq and is a predicted model, not a curated record. The transcript is spliced from 2 exons. Gene Ontology annotation, molecular function: ATP binding; ATP hydrolysis activity. Bases 270 to 1253 code for a protein of 327 amino acids.
GUUAUCUCAUGUCAAGAUUAAUUUAUCGGGCAAAGAUUAAACACUUAGUUCGGGCUAUCGGCGACUAAAGAUAAUGCGGAGAUUAUGAAUCCCUAAAGAUAUUUAAUAUUAGGUACCAUUUAUCACGCCACAUUUAGGCCUGUAUCAGAAAUGCAACAAACAUACAACAGAAGACGGGGUACAUUUUUAUUACUUGUUGGCUGUAACUCAAAAUUUUGUAUCAAUUAGACAUCCAUUUAAGUCAGAUAAGAUAAGCAUACACAUUUUAAAUGGAAUCUCACGAUAAUAGCUACGAAUCCAUGGAUGUGGAUUACAGUGCCAAUUCUGUUACACAUAUGGAUAUUUCAUAUAACGACUCGCAAGUCUACGCGACACAAAUUAAAAAGGAAAAGUUAGAUGAAUGUGUCGAUAUAGGGGAACCCAUUUCACCCUGUGUGAGUGCUGAGGAUAUUAAAAGUUCGUCCUCGAAACCAAUGAAAACUUUUCACAUUAUUAAAACUCAACCUAAGAUGAAUAAAAUAACGCCUCAAUUUAAAAUCAUUUCCAUUGUUGGGGUUUUAGCCAUGUCAGUAAUAAUCUAUCAUUUACUAAAAUUUGAAUGUUCUGAUGAAUUCGAUUUAAAACAAUUAAAGGAAACACUCUCAAAUCAAGUAUAUGGACAAAACAAAGCCAUUAAUUCAAUCAUUCAUGUAUUAAAUAAAGAAGGAACAAAGUUACUUUUUUUUUAUGGAAGUACAGGAGUAGGUAAAACUUAUACUGCUUCCAUAAUAAUGGAAUUGUUUGGAAAAAAAUCUAAUUUAUACCACUAUACGAUGCCUAGUUUUGAAGAAAUUUUCUCCACAGACUUCAUGUAUGGCUUAAUACUGUGUAAGAGUUCACUCUUCAUUGUUGAUGGACUGAGUAGAAAUGAUAAAAUUGUGAACCAACAUGUAAAAGAUCUUAUAAAAAAAAGCCAAGAACUAGAUAAGAAUAUCACUAUUAUAUUAAUAUACAGUUGUGAUAACUUGAAUAAUUAUAUGAAAAUGUGUGAUGAGAAUUUUCACGUAAAAGUAACUGAAGACUUUAAAGAUGUAAAUGUACAUAAGGCAUUUGUUAAAUUUGAUUUGUUAAAUAACUUACAUUUGAGACAAUGUAUACAAAAAGAGGCAAGCAGCCAGAACCUAAAAAAUGUUGAUUACGAAAAACUUCUGAAGAAUUUUGAUGUUGCGGUAGAUGGGUGUAAAGGAGUUCACACAAAGAUUAAAUUGCUUUAAAAAGGUACCACAAUGGAUUUUGAUCAUAUAAAAAUUUUACCAAAUAUGUCCAUGAUUGUUGCUUUAUUUGUGAUGUAAGUGUUCCUAUUUAAGAUUCAGGUCAGUUUGUGUUUAGUUUUCAUUGAAGUUUGCUUUUCAGAAUUAACUAAUAAAAUAAAAGUAACAUAGCAAACUUCAUAAUUAUAUGUAUUGUUUUUACUUGUUUUUAAACCACACAAUUUAUUGACUAAAGUUUUUGGAUAUAUUAUGUAUUUUAAAGCAAAUAAAAUCACAAUGAGAGAUA